Trichoplax adhaerens is the source of this 1578-nucleotide messenger RNA. RefSeq lists its product as uncharacterized. Bases 1 to 1578 code for a protein of 525 amino acids. Gene Ontology annotation, molecular function: DNA-directed DNA polymerase activity; DNA binding. Gene Ontology annotation, cellular component: nucleus. The record is from RefSeq and is a predicted model, not a curated record. NCBI's taxonomy places the organism in Eukaryota, Metazoa, Placozoa, Uniplacotomia, Trichoplacea, Trichoplacidae. The transcript has 16 exons. Gene Ontology annotation, biological process: double-strand break repair via nonhomologous end joining.
AUGGCAUCGCCUGCUAAAAAAAGAAAAUUAAAAUCAAAUCUACAAAAACAUAUCUCGCAGCCGACGCAAAUCUUUCAUGACAUUUGUGUUUAUAUUGUGCCCAUUAAAUUGCCUAAUCAACGAGUGCAAUUCUUAAAGCAAUUAGCUGCCAAGAAAGGUUUUCCUAUUGCUGAAUCUUACAGCCCUAAAGUCACCCAUAUUGUCACCGCUGUUACAUCUAUCGAUCGAAUCAAAGCUCAUCUGGAUAGUGAAAAUAUUAACAAAGUUGAAGUGGUUUCUGUUGAAUGGCUAACAACAUCGUUUACAGAUGGGCAACCAACUCGUGUUACGGAUCGAUUUCGUCUUGUGCCAAAGAAAUCGUUAAGUUUGGAGCGCUUUUCAGCCUUCGAUCGUCAGGCUUCAUUGGAAAAUAAUACCCAACUAAGCGAUGGAAGUGCUGAUGGAGAGUCUUCGCUUCAGUUAACAAAAUACGAAUGUCAACGAGUGACGACUUUGGAUCACUAUAAUCGCAAAUUAGUGGAAGCAUUAGAAUUACUUGAGAGUCACGCAUUAUUAAUUGGAGGUGAACAGAGUCAAGGUAGAGCACUUGCAUUUAAGAGAUCUUCAACAGCUAUGAAAGGUUUACCAAAGGAGAUAGAAAACGUCGAUGAGAUUUCUUCCUUACGUCACUUGGGAAAUCACUCCUUAAGAAUAAUUGGGGAAAUACUAACAAAAGGUUAUAGCGAUGAAGUAGAGCAAAUUCGUAAUAGUGAAUUCUACAAAGCAACCAAGUUGUUCAACAAUAUAUUCGGCGUUGGACCUACUACGGCGCGCUAUUGGUAUGAUAAAGGAUUGCGGACAUUUGACGACUUGCGAAAUUCAGAAAUAAUUAAGUUAACGGAUAGACAACAAAGCGGACUUGAUAACUACGAUGAAUUGUGUGAACCGGUUACUCUUGAACAGGCACAACGAAUACGUGAUAUGGUCCAGAACGAAAUUGAUAUUAUUUUGCCUGGCACAAAAUCAAUGCUUGUCGGAGGCCAUCGGAGAGGUAAAAAAGCUGGCCACGAUACAGAUAUUUUAAUCUGGCAUCCAGAGGAAGGAAAAGAACGUGGUUUACUUACCAAAUUAGUAGAUAGAUUAGAGCUUAAGGGCUAUAUCAAGUACAAGGAAAUGAUAAAUAUCGACGCAAACACUGACGAAGCGUUUCUUAGAAGAACAAAUUCAAGAGGAUUAUCCGAUAUAAAAGAGAAACCAGGCAAAGCCAUGGAUCAUUUAGAACGAUGUUUCGGUAUCUUUAGCUUUCCUCGCACGUUAUUACAACUCCCACAGAAUGAUGAUAAUCCUAGUGCUGCUAGAAGAGUGGACUUAAUUGUCACACCAGCUUCCCAAUGGGCAUAUGCGCUAGUUGGUUGGACUGGAAAUAAGCAAUAUAAUCGUUCUUUGAGACUCUAUGCUUGGAAAGAAUUGCAAAUCAAUUUAUCCAGUCAUGCAGCAUUCGACUGUAGAGAGCAAAAAUUAUUGCCUGCAUCAACGGAACAAGAUAUCUUUAAUUAUCUGAAAUUAACAUAUAGAGAGCCUUGGGAAAGGAAUUGCUAA